AUGAUCUCGUUACUGCAUUGCCAACCAGCCCUGAUGGAUACUCACAUCAACUGCUCAACAACAUGGGAAUAUCCACAGGGUCAGUAAACAAAUGUUUGUCAAGGUUAUGUCACGUGACCAAUCUGAUUGUUAUGUGUAGGUGGGCACAAGAGUUGAGAUUUUACUGUACAACAAGCCACCACAACAGAGUCGUUCAUUUUAAAACAAACAACAGAAAUAUUAUUCAAACUGCUUAUGAUGGAAAGAAACAUUUCUCUGUGUCAGACUGGAGCUCAAAAACUGAAAAGUUGACUGGACACACAGCACACAUUCCAGAUGCAACCAACUCUGUAUGGGCUGUUAGUCAUCAAACAGCAGGAUUUACAGACUUUCCUUUUUACCAUAGUGCACAUGGUGCCUACACUUGGGGAAUUGCACCCAAAUAUGGAUCAGGUCGAUUUGAGUGUGAUGACUAUCCAAACAACUACAAUUAUGACACUCUCCACCAUGUGUUUGUCAGAGACUAGACUGCAAAAGCAAUACUGCUGACUAUACUUUAUGUAAAUUGCAAUAAACAAG
Corticium candelabrum is the source of this 558-nucleotide messenger RNA. RefSeq lists its product as uncharacterized. The record is from RefSeq and is a predicted model, not a curated record. NCBI's taxonomy places the organism in Eukaryota, Metazoa, Porifera, Homoscleromorpha, Homosclerophorida, Plakinidae. The transcript has 2 exons. The coding region runs from base 63 to 506 and encodes 147 amino acids.